Acanthosepion pharaonis is the source of this 963-nucleotide messenger RNA. The record is from the annotation of a GenBank genome assembly. NCBI's taxonomy places the organism in Eukaryota, Metazoa, Mollusca, Cephalopoda, Sepiida, Sepiidae.
AUGAUCUCCCUGAUGACCACCGAUGUGACACGAAGAGUGAUUGGCGUCAGCUGGCAAAUGAUGGAGGAAUCAGUGAAGAUAGGCCCAAAAAUCCUGCCCAGAAUGUCAAACGUUCUAUGCGAUAUCUUGCUGGCCUCGGAGGAAGAGGCGAAGAAGUUGGCGGGAAGCACCCUGGCAACGAAGUCUAUCCGCUUACAAUUUGAGUACUUCGGGACGAGAAGGACGAAAAUGACCGUCCAUGGAGUCCCAGUGGAUAUCAGUGGGGAUAGCUGUUCACAUCUAUCUAUCUAUCUAUCUAUCUAUCUGAAGCUCUGUUCACAUCUAUCUAUCUAUCUAUCUAUCUAUCUAUCUAUCUAUCUAUCUAUCUAUCUAUCUAUCUAUCCGAAGCUGUUCACAUCUAUCUAUCUAUCUAUCUAUCUAUCUAUCUAUCUAUCUAUCUAUCUGAAGCUGUUCACAUCUAUCUAUCUAUCUAUCUAUCUAUCUGAAGCUGUUCACAUCUAUCUAUCUAUCUAUCUAUCUAUCUAUCUAUCUAUCUAUCUGACAUCUCAUCUAUCUAUCUAUGUUGCACUUCAAAUCUAUAUAAAUUAUAUCCGGAGGAAUAUGAUAUUCCUACUCUCUCUCGCUCUCUCUCUCUCUCUCUCUCUUUCCUCUCUCUCUUUCUCUCUCUCUCUCUCUCUCGCUCUCUCUCGCGCGCGCCAUCCAAUGUCUCCCGAAAGUGCCCUGUUACCGCUCUCAUCUGAUAUGUCUGCCUACCUGUUUCUCUCUUGUUUCGUUUUCUUUCUUUCUUUCUUUCUUUCUUUCUUUCCUUUAAUCGCUACCUUUUUGUCUUUCUCCUUUUUCUUCUUCUUCUUCUUCUUCCCUUUAUUUACUACCUUUUUGUUUUUCUUCUUCUUCUUCUUUCUUCUUCUUCUCUUUAAUCGCUACCUUUUUAUCUUGUCAUCACCGUUUUAUUUUGGCCUUUAA